Messenger RNA from Pogona vitticeps (central bearded dragon), 2836 nucleotides. NCBI's taxonomy places the organism in Eukaryota, Metazoa, Chordata, Lepidosauria, Squamata, Agamidae. The record is from RefSeq and is a predicted model, not a curated record.
UCUCCUGCCUGGUGACAUGAAACAAGGAGCAGCAUUAUUCAUCAAAGAGGCUGCAAACAUAUCUCAGCAAACGAUGAAUGCUGCAGAGCAGGGGAUUGCUCUGCAGAGGCUUUAACAAGAUCAGUCACCUUAUGGUGGUGCACCUGACUCUGAUCUACCCGUCCAUCCCAAGUUGAUACAGAUAAGGUAGUUGAUGUGCUGCUUGAUGGCCAGGAUCUUUUUUCAUCUCAAACUGAUAAGAAAUUGUAAUCAGGCCACAGAUGAAUUACAAAUGAGAGUCCUUCCAUCCGUUGCCUCAACAACCAGAUGUGCAAGUUAAAGACUUCCAGUGAUCUUCCAAAGUUAAAGAACUGCCACAGAAGAAGCAUCUGUAUUGGAAUUAGGAGCCAGCAAGGCCCAAAUCAGCACUGAUUUCCUUGCACUUGCCCACAAUGGAUUUAUUGCAGACAGAAGAUUGGAUACCAAGAGCUGAACUUCCAUUCUUCACAUUUCAGCCUUUUCAGACUGGAAGAUGCGCUAAUCUGUUGCAACACUUGACAAAGGGCCUUAAAGACUAAGGCAUUUCAUUCAGCGCAGGCUCUCGUAGCCUCCACCACAGUGGGCUUCGCUUCAGAUGCUGUCCUCUGUGGACUUCAUCUGAGGAAGUGAGCGGCAGUGUAUGAAAGUCUAUGCCGGAAACAACUACAGGGGAAACAAAGAUAUUUGAGGUAUCUGACAAGAACAAUAGGGGGUGAAAAUCUGGGAGUUGCCGUCCCAGCACCAGCUUCGGAAGGCCUUUCCUUGGAGAUAUACAGAAGACAAGUCAUUAGGAUGAAGCCACUCGCAGAAGAAGCGGUAGAACAAUACAUCGAGAAUAAGGUGAAUAUGAGGCACCGAGUGGUAUCCAAAACUGUGGACGAGGUGCAAAAAAUCAUACAACAAUUAACCACAGAUGUUAGCAACAAGGACGCUCGUUUUCAGGCAAUCUCCAACUCCGGCGUUCAUAAUGAGAACUUGAAGGAUCAGCCAGCCUUACUGGCCAAAUGGUCAGCUCUGCUUCAGGGGAAGCGCCCCUUCCACCCAUCUAUCCAGGUCUUAGCACCAAACCAGUUCCUGAUCACAGUCCCCUUGCUUGGCCUGUCUGGGUACAAAGAAGGCCAGAGACGACACUGGCGUUACUACACAGCCCAUGGAGCAAAGCUCCUGUCUCCUGUCAGGGACCCGGAAGAGCUACAGCAGUGGCUGGAAGUAGAGCAGUUCUCCAAGAGCCUCCAGCAGUGGCAUGAAACGGAUGUGAACAUUGAGGGCGACCUCGUGCCUGCCAAGAUCCUUGCCGUCUUCCGAGAGCUGCUGGAGAAAUCAAUUGUUUCUUGCCAUCUUGCAGACAGAGUCAGCAUCUUAGAAGGCUUUGGCUCAGUGGUUCGCAUUGCUUUUGAGACAACGGAGUUCCAGGUGGAGGUCGAGCUGGCGCCGACGAUCGAAAUCCCAACAUGUUGGCCGCGAAAAAUCAAAUGGCCCCGAUGUUUCAAGCACUGGCCUUCCCAGGAAAAAGUACAGUACGUUAAGUCUUUCGGCUUUGAUCUCUUGGCCUCUUCCAAUUACCACUGGAACCUGAGCUUCUCACGAGCGGAGCGCAUGUUGAUGGAGGGACUUGAUGAGGAUGGCGGUUGCCGCAUGAGGUGCUUCCGGGUUAUGAGGCAGAUGAAAGAGGAUGUCUGGUGCGCAGGGAGCAAGCCAAUCCUCACCUCCUUUCACCUGCAGAUGGUACUUUUCUGGACCUGUGAGAAGUACCCUCGCUCCAAAGACUGGCGGUGUUUCCGCAAAGGUUUCCUACGGAUGGUCAGGAAGUUGCACAAAUGUGUGAGCCAGCACUUCCUGAAGCACUACUUCAUCAAGAACACCAACCUGCUGAAGUAUGCCAACACCAAUGAGCUAGACAUGGUGGCGAGCCGGCUGUCUAUCUUCUUAGAGAACCCGGUGCUCCCCAUGGACUGAGAUGAAUGAUGGAGGAACAGGCUUCUUCUAAGCCAUCCUUGGACCUGAUCUUCAGUUUCCCUGUGCAUAUGGUUAUCCCUUCAGAUGAUGAGUAGUGAGCAUAGAGGCAAACGGAUAGAAUAUAGAAGCAAGCUCUUCCAUGCUCUGAUUUAUUAGUUUGCUUAAGUCUCAGCUCUUUACUGUGGAGCCAACCUAUUGAAAACGUCCAAAAGCAGAGAAGGGACAUGUGAACCCAUUAGGAUGAGUAUUGGCAUUGGUUGGCAUUAGUAAUAUGUAAGCUUUCUGGGUUGAAAUUGCAAAGCAUAGAUCUUAGCUACGGCUAAGCAAGCAAAAGUAACUCUGCUGUUCUGUAGCUUAGCCUGUUUCUUCCCUUCUGGGAAAUGGGGUUAACAAGGAAAACUGGAAACAUCUUGAGGACCAUCUGAUUUGUGGACUCAGGUGGAGGUUUUUCAAAAGUGGUGGACCAGCUUAUCAUUUUUUUACCUGUUAGAUGUUCCAGUUGUUACAACUUGUGGCUUUUCCUCCCUUCUUCCUCUUCUGACAAUGCAGCUCUGGUCUGUGGCAUCUUUUUUUUCUCUGUGUGGUUAUUUCUACCACUGUCUGUGGUUAUUUCUCGUACCUGAUUGCAUGCACAAGAUAUGUAUGUAUAGCACAUUGAAGCAGGUACGUAAAACAUAAGAGUACUACAUGCCCCUGCCUCCAUGGUAAAUCUGAUCAUUCCAAAUGCCUGCAGAGUUUAAACCUUCUGGGGAAUCAGGGACGUGUACUGCUCAUUCACAUUUGUAUUCAUGGAUGGAAUCUUGUGGAAAAUAUUCAAUACCUGUAUUUGAAAAAUGCAAUAAAAGAUUGUGUUAGUUGGAAA